AUUAUUCAUACCCUUGUUCACUUCUAAAGCCAUAAGACAGAGACGAGAUUGGACCGUAUUCAUACCACAGCGGGUCGCAUUAGGCGCCGCUUGAGCGAUCGCUUUCUCCAGAGAAACCCCCCAUUACGGCUUUCCUUGUUGCACUCGUAAGAAAAGAUUUCCGAAGGGACGGUAUAAAUGCAGGCUUGUGACUUUUUCUAUCUGUGCCAAGGAUACCCAGACCCGUGUUGUAUUCGGAGGCCGCGGGCGUCGGUCGGCAUCGAGAGAAGGCAAAAGAAGACCCGCAUAUAAGUCUUUCAACGUCUUGUUGACAUUGGUGAUCACCUAUGGGCGGUGAUGGCCCGUCAUCAAAAUAUUACCAACUUUCAGUAGCUUAGUCGGUGCAUGUUCAUGAGCUUUGUGAAGCGUGCUUUCACUGACAAAGUUAAGGAACAGCAUAGAGCACGCCAGCCCCACACCACGGUAGUACCCGUACCCUAGGUCAUCGCGAUAAAGUUUACGUGUCGGAAGUUUCAAUUAAGAACCGGGUUAAAUUAUGAGUGAACUUUUUAUUCUUUCCCGUGGUUCGCCUGAAUACAGCGGUCACGCAUGAUUACGGCAUUAGUUGGGUAUGAGUACGAGGCGUCAUCAGCAGCAGCGUCGGAAUCUGCUGCAGGCAACUUGAAAGGGACACGCAGGUAUUUCUUAACCCCCCCCCCCUUCAUUUCCCUGUAGGUUAUAAGAUUGACCGUACACUCUGAGUCCAGGUGGGCUGCGUCAGUUCCUUGAGGGUAUCAGACGGCUGGAAUCUCAAGGGGAACCGCUGAGUUUACUUACUUAACUCGCCGCUGACAACAUUGGGGGUGGUGUUUCAAGAAAACACUGAAGAUCAUCAUGUGAUUAUAUCCUCCGAGCUUCAGUUGAGGCCCCUUAUGAACAAUCACACUGAUCGCGGGUGGUUGCUUCCAUGCUCAACGAUUACAGGCCAGCUAUCGAACAAACACCUUCAAUUUACCACGAAGAGAAGUCACGAACUUCAUCGACGGAUUGUUCAGAAACUUUUCCCUCAAGACCUGGACAAUAUUUUAGUCGACACCUGGCUUAGGGCUUAUUCAUGUGUGAGAUGGUUUCAGUCAUCGUUCAGUGUCUUGCUGACUGUGUCUGUGUCACCGUAUAAUAUAUCCCGAUAACUACCGCGUAAGAUUUUUUCCGCGUGGAUGUAUAGGAAGUAGGUCAUCGACUCAUAGCCCGUAAACGCUGUCUGCGACCGUACUGCUAUACGCGGCGAGAAGUAGCUAGAGUUUGUUGACUUGGAUUUUCUUCAAGGCGAGUCGGCUGACAAGCUGUGCUGGAGUUUACGUAGCUGUAUCGGCUUGAUAUAGCCGUGUAACAAGGACACCAAGUGACCUCUCCUGUCUACCAGUUGACUACUGUCGCGUUUUUAUACAUCUACGUAUUUGAGACUUGACCCGAAUCCACAUUAUUCCGAGCAAAACGUGUCUCCGUUGCUGCAUGGAGGAAUAAUAAGAAUGUUUUACUGUGACUGGAUUUCAGUUGUAGCAAUGAUAUGAGGUGUAUGUUUAACCACCCUACCUACAUGGUUUAACAAUGUAUCCGCCGUGGAAAUAAACUUUCUGACGUGGAUAAAAACGUGUUAAAACUGACAUCAGAUCAAAGUUUCUCGAACUCUUGAGUGUGACUUCUUCAAGUUGAAGGCGUGAGAACCACUGGUAUGUUUUGUUAACCUGGACCCGUAGUAUUAUUUACCUAACAUGCCUGGCGUGAUCUAGCAAAUGCUACAAGUGUAUUCAGUUUACGGUGGCAUGUGAAUAUGUCCCGAGUUUCACCCGUCAAAUGCAGGUCUUCCGAUCGCUGAAAUAAACCGCAAUAUUUACGCUGUGCACGGUGUACCUAGGCCAGGGCUUGAUGAAGUGGAACCAGCCGUCAGAAUUCGCCGAAACUCAUUAGUCGUCAAGGCAGAAUUUCUUUUUUAACUCUGCAACUGACGGAGUUCGGUUAGAGAGCGAAAACUAUCAUUAUUGAUUAGUGACGUAAAAUAAAUCACAGCUGCCUUGGAAACCGACCGAAAGAGCAAAGAAAAUUGGCAGUUUGGAGUGUUUGAUAAUAAGAAAGGAAUUAGGACAAGACAAAAUAGAAUAGAGCAAGAGUUGCUUACACACGUGGGAGGCGGAUCGUGCGCUGCUUAUUCGCUUCAGCGCACAACAUUCGCCGGUGGCGGUGGAACGUUAUAGGAGGGGUUGCAGUGUAUACAUUAUAAAAGUCCCAGCUAUAUCUGGUGGGCUUGCUCGCGUUUCAAUUCCAUUCGUUCGUCGUUCCUCAUCGUCAACAGCGGUCUUACUGAUUGGCAGAAGACGACACUCAGUAAGGGAAGGGACUCCCUGAAGUUGAAGCCAUGACGAGUGUUGCUGGUAGAGCAGUUCUACUUGCAUCCCUUCUUGGGUGUCUGCGUGGGUGCACGGGGGAGCUGGCAACAGAACUACCAUACCAAUGCACCCCAAGCGGGCAUCGAGUCCUAGGUAAUCCGUACCGCAGUGUUUCUUACUCAGCCGCGGCGAUGUCUGGUAAACUUUGCGACAGAACGUUGGACAGGGGAUGGUAUCGCUUUCAGAUUUUCGGCAAGUAUGCGGAGAUGCCCACAGAAUGUGUCCAAGUGAGCCAGUGUGGUACCGACGCACCCAUGUGGUUAGACAUGGGAGGCAGAAACUAUCCAUCACCAGGAGAGAGCGCCAAACACGUAGCAUGUGCUGCAUGGAGUCUGGGAACCCAACUGUCCUUGCAGGACUGCUGUCUGUACUCGUUCCCGAUCACCGUUACUAACUGCGUGGACUUCUUCGUGUAUAACUUAUUGCCGGCACGAGGAUGCAAUAUGGCAUACUGUGCCACGGAGGGAAGGAAGAGGUGUGCCCCAGGCCAAAUUUCACCAGACGGGUUCGCCCCAUGUAGAGAGAGCUUCCCGGCUAUUUUGGGCCUUCCAACCAUUACUCCCAUAAUCCUGGAGGACGUGCUACUCAAAUGCACCUACCAGGGGCUGAACUCGGGCCAGACCUCACUCAAAGGCUACACUGUGUCUUGGUAUAAGGCAGACAGCAUGGACUCAUUCCAGAGAGUUAUGUCAGAGGAUACAUUUGCCAACUUUGCCUUCAUUAACCCAAGGAAUUAUUUCCAUAUGGGUGAUAAGAUUAUUUGUUCUGUACAAGCUUUCUUCAAUGAAACAAGAGAACUAAAAAGCCCAGCCGUUGAGAGUGAACCAUUUGAAGCUUCAAUCAAGGUUUCUCCAACCAGUUUGGAGAUAUUGGAAGAUGGCCAGCCACACUUCUUAAUAUUUGAGAGCACCAUGCCCAUCAUGUGCGCAAACAAGGAUGCACCCUGCUCCAUCAGAGUUGCACUGACAAUCAUCAACAAUGAAUUUCAGUUUGGGUCGGAUGUGGUCCUAUCCGAGUGUUUCAUUGACUUUCGUUCGCGUGUUUGCCUCGAACCAAGAUGCAGAAGAGCUUCAGUGCUUGUGACUGCAGUAACAGAUUUCACACAUGAUGGAACGCGGACAAGUCUCAUUGUAACAGGAGCUAUCACCAGCACUGACAUCUUCUGGGACGGGUUUGACCCAGCAGAUGUACAGGUUACAGUACAGGAUGUUCGCACUGCACAGUGCUAUGCUUUCACUGAACCGCAUUUCAUCACAUUCGAUAGAAAGAAAUAUGACUUUUACAAGACAGGGACAUAUGUUUUGGUCAAAAGUCGCAUCAGGGAAUUUGAGGUUCAUAACAGAAUCUGGAACUGUGGUGGCUUGAUAGACCAGGUGUCAUGUAGCUGUGGCUUUGUUGCUAGAGAGGAUAAUGAUGUAAUCUCUGUUGACAUGUGCAAUGGUAAUGUGUUUGAGACAACAGCUGAAGUCAAGAUUAGAAGCCCCUUACCACUGUCUGAUGGGGUCAAGGUCAAGGAGGCAAGGAAUGGAACUAAAAUAACAAUUGAGUUUCCAUCUGGGGGCUUUGUUCGUGCUGAUAUUGCAAAUUGGGGGAUGAGCAUUACCGUACAGGCUCCUUCUGUUGACUUCAAUCAAACACUUGGCUUGUGUGGAAUGUUUGAUGGCAACCCUGACAAUGACUUCCAUGAUGCUCAAGGAGAACCUAUGAACAUUAUCAUGAAGAACAAACAGGCUAAUGAAUUUGUUGAACAGUGGAGGUUGCGUGAUGGAGGGAUGUUCAAUUCAGGUCUUACAACUGUUCCAUUCCGUCUUCAAUUUCCAUCUUGCUCUUGUUCACUCUCGAUGCUUGGAGUUCCAAACAGCCUCUUUCCCUCUGAAGACCUGGAUUGCAUAGAUGGCAUUAGCUGCAUGGCAAGAUGCACCGGAAAUGAGGGUGUAUCACGAAUGGAAAUUGUCAAGUCUCUAGACAUGACCUCCAUGUAUAACAACGUUGUCACCUUUCCUUGGGAGCAGAGAGUCAAGCGAGCAGACUACGAAGAAUUCCCUGAAACCGCCACCACAGAUAUGCAUCAGGAUGCUAAAAAGGAGCAUAAGAUGACAAAGCGGUUUACUGAUUUCCUGGACCUUGGCAAUGGCCCACAGUUUGGGGACUAUGGACCAGAAUCCCCUUUCUUCUUUACUGAUGAUGGUAACUUUGGCUCACCUCUGGUCGAUACCUACUUCUUUUACCCAGACCAUGCCCCCACUGACCUCCAACCAGUCAUGACUGAGUGGCCCACUGCCACUGGUAUCACAGAACAACAAGCACUUGAUAUUUGUGAGAGAACUAUACGUAACUCCUCCCUAGGUUUAGCCUGUGGCAUGGAUGCACUGAAGACAGACAUGUUCAUCCAAGAUGCAAUAGAAGUCUGCCUUGGGGAUAUACAAAUGACAGACAAUAUAUUCUGGAGUGACCAUGCCAUCCCGCUGCUUGAGAACCAGUGUGAAGCAGCUGUGGUUCGAGACAGAACACUAUGGAAAGUGAAUGUUCUAGAACUACAAAUGGAUAUGGUUCCACCAGAAAAUAUAGUGAGGGCCCUGAACUGCCCCAAGAAUUGUAGCGGAAAUGGGGUGUGCUCCAAGCUGGGUUGUGUGUGCACUGCAGGGUAUUCCUCGCAUGAUUGUAGCCAAUCUGAUGCUGAUGUCCCAGAGUUACUUCGACUGGAGAACAAUGGCGUGUGUGACUGGCGGUCACAAAGCUGUCGCCGUGUUCGAGUAACUGCCAGAGAAUUCCAGGAAGGACGAGCAAUGGAAUGUCACUUAACAAGACUAGAGAGUUCCAGUGCUGAAACAGCCAUUUUUCAGAGCCAGGCUAGCUACAUCAACAAGCGGUCUGCAUUGUGCCAUCUACCCUCACUGUCAGAAGGGGCCACUGCAGACAAGUCCUUGACGAGGUGGAAAAUAAAGAUGUCCUAUGUGGGCUCACAGAUGAGUUCUGGAUUGGUUUUCACCGUGUAUGACUCCCACUGCCAACAGUGCGACUGGACUAGUUCAUGUGUAUUGAAGGAAGAUGCCUGUCUGAUUGAUUCCAUGUGCUACCAGCAAGGUCAAGUCAACCCAGAGGACCAGUGUCUGCAGUGCAUUCCUGAACAAAGUGUGGACAAGUGGUCACCAAAUACUGAAAAUCUACCACCAGUUCCAGAAGACAGUCCCCUCUUGACGUUCUUUGUGGAUGAUACUGUGAAAUAUCAAAUCCUAGCCACAGACCCUGAAGGAUCAGCAAUCAUGUACACUGUUGCAGCACAGGAUAAUACCAGUGAUGUCAUCAUAUCUCCUGAUGGAACCUUGACAUGGCCAGCAGCAAGACAAGGGGACCAUUCCUUCGCUGUCAUUCUUACUGAUGAAUGUGGUGCCUCAGCAUUGUCAAUAUUACAGGUGCGAGUGGUACUGUGUGGUUGUCGUAAUGGUGGCCAGUGUGUGUUACCAACUGCCAGCAACUCAGAUACUGAUGCAACCAACCAGGCUGAACUGCCUCGGUAUAUCUGUAGCUGCCCUCCUGAAUACUCUGGCACACUGUGUGAGGUCAGCACACACGGAUGCAUGUCCAAUCCAUGUAUUCAUGGUCACUGUGUGGAGGAAAAUGCUGUCUUUUCCUGCCAGUGUGAUGAGGGGUAUAUGGGUUCAACCUGCUUGACCCCAAUGGAUCCCUGUGCUGCUGAGCCCUGUUACCAUGGAGUAGUGUGUCUACCAGGCUAUAAUCAAUCCUACACCUGUGGUCAAUGUCCAAGUGGGUACACUGGUGAUGGUGUUCAUUGUGAAGCAAUACCUGAAACCCAUUGUCAGUGGGGUUGCCCAAGGCGUAUGAUAUGUGACCCAUCUAGAGGAUGUGUCUGCAAGGAGGGUUAUGCCGGAUACCGGUGUCAUCAGGCUGUGUGUAAUCCCUCGUGUCGCAAUAAUGGCUACUGUGUCCGUCCCAAUGAGUGUGUGUGCUUGAUGGGUUACUCAGGACCAACUUGCGAAACAGCACAGUGCGAACCAGAGUGCCAAAAUGGAGGCCGUUGUGUCCUGCCCAAUGUGUGCACAUGCAAGUACGGCUACUUUGGGCCACGCUGUCAGAUUUUGACAUGCACUGUGAACUGUGCCAAUGGAGGAUACUGCAUCACCCCAAAUACCUGCAAAUGUCCACAAGGAUACACAGGACCCACAUGUGAAAUUGCUGUAUGCAAGCCUGCCUGUAGGAAUGGUGCCACCUGCGUCCGACCUGACAACUGUGUGUGCCUACGAGGCUUCCAAGGUUCACAGUGCCAAACAGCUAUUUGUAAUCCUUCUUGUCGCAAUGGGGGCACAUGCGUACGGCCCAACAUGUGUGCGUGUCCUACUGGUUACACAGGAGCCAACUGCGCUAUUGCAAAUUGUGAACCACGAUGUCUAAAUGGUGGCCGGUGCUUCAAACCAAACAAAUGUUCUUGUCCAUCUGGUUACAGGGGAAGAAAGUGCCAUAAAGCUAUCUGUGUGUCAGGGUGUCGUAAUGGUGGUGAAUGUAUCAAGCCCAAUGUGUGCAUGUGCAAGACAGGCUACAGAGGGUCCAACUGCCAAACACCCAUUUGUAGAAGACCAUGCAUGUAUGGUGGUCGGUGUAUAGGAGCAGAUUUAUGCCAGUGUAGGCCAGGCCACACUGGGACUUACUGCCAGGAGACAACAUCCCAUUCAAGAUAUGGAUGAGGGAUUGCUAUGGUGCCAGCAUCUUGAAUUGAAAUUCUAUCUGAUCCGAGCAAUUUUUUAGCAGCCCGCCAAAGUGUAAUAAAACACUUUUGAGUGUUAUUAUAUCAUUAAGUAUGUAAAUAUUCCAUAUCACUGUACAGUUUAGUGUUAUGUGUGCUAUAUGUAUAUCUGAUCAGCAAGGUAAACUUGUAGCUUUAAAAACACAUGUAAAUGUUACAGUCUACUAAUAGUCUUCUUGAACAAUAUCAGCAAAAAGAUCACUUAAUAGUCAUGCUGAGUAAUCUGUAUACACUUUUACAGGUUUAAGAAAAUUACAUGUACAUCAAGUGUGUUACAUGUUACGGUGAAGUCAUUAUUAACCAAAGUAUGAGCUGAAAUUAAUGCAUGACAAUUUCAGUUCCAACUAUUAUGUAAAAAACAAAACAAACAAAAACAUUGCUUCCUAUGCCAGACAAGGACUCUAUUUCACAAUACUGUUUUUGUGUUUGUACAGUGUAGUGAUUAUAAAAUGCUCACUCAAAAUCUCUUCUUACCUCAAAGGAAGGUUUUGUCUUGGACAUUCAAUCUUUAAAAUUACUAAAUUUCUCUUGUAGGUGAUAGUGUAUUAUCUGGUGUCCAUAUUCUCUCAUAAUCUUUGUACAUAUUGUGUAAACAUUGAAAUAUUUUGGUUGUAUUAUUCAGCAAAUAUAUUAUGUUAACGCUACUUUGUUUAAUAUUUUACUACUAAUAUAAUUAUGGGGAGUAUUUGCAAAAUGUUAGAUAUUUCUGUGUUCAAGCUGUAAGGCAAUCAUGUGCAUUUUAAAGUUGUUUGUGUGUGCGUACUGAAACCUGGAUGUUAGAAGGGAAGCUGACAAAGAGGAUCAAAUUUUGCCUGAUUUAAAUAUCCAGAGAACCUUGCUAAUUCUGUGAAUGCUAUGUGGUUAGACAUUAAAAGAAAAUGACUAAAGACUGAUAAUUCGGUUUAUCGUAAUAAUUUUGACAUCCAAAAAGUAACUCUAUUACAAAUGUAUCUUGUAAAAGCACAAAAGUCAGACAUUUCCAUAGUAAUUCAACUCUCAACUUGAAAGUCUGUUCAAAGUAAGUUUUGAAAAGUUCAGUUUUGUAAACAUACAUAUAAACAUGGGACGUUCACAACAUUAACAGCAGACACAAAACAUCAACAGCGGCUUUUCACAUGUACAUGUAACAUGUACACGUACUUUGAAUGACACAAACUGAGCUUUGGUACAACUGAACAAGUACUACAAGGAUAUACAGUUAACUUGCGAGUAUUAGUGUGAAUAGCAUACUCAUAGCAUUGUCACUCUAUGGCCAAUUACACUAAGUUGGUGCAUUGAAAUUUGAAAUGGUAUUAAAUGUGUAAUUAAAUUACAAUUAGUAUACACAACUUUAUACUGAAGUAGUCCAAUUGGUCAGUAUAUAUAUAUAGAUUAUAUUUAGUCAAUAGAUUAUGUUAAGAUUACUGCUCUUUCUUGAGGUGCUAACACAUUAAUAUAUAUUUUUUUUAUUCUUCUAUUUUAUCUGUUUGUGUAAUGUUAUUUUAACAAAAAUAAGUGUCUUUCAAUAUGUGUAUUUCACAGUUUUGCUUUUAUGAAAAUAAAACAUCAUUGAAAUCUGUUUCAUAAUGUGACAGUUGAA
Molecule: messenger RNA, 8761 nt
Organism: Patiria miniata (bat star)
Lineage: Eukaryota; Metazoa; Echinodermata; Asteroidea; Valvatida; Asterinidae
Product: von Willebrand factor D and EGF domain-containing protein-like
Exons: 31
Coding region: 2393-7123 (1576 amino acids)
Biological process (GO): anatomical structure development
Cellular component (GO): extracellular region; cell surface
Molecular function (GO): signaling receptor binding; calcium ion binding
Source: RefSeq, a predicted model, not a curated record